AUGUGGCUAGUCAUCAAGAGCGACGACCCAGAAAAAAUGCGCAUAAAGCCGGGAUCCAUUAAAAGCUUCAAACUAAAGCAAAAAUUGGGAAAAUGCAGGAAGAAGAAUAGACCAGUGCCCCACUGGUACAGGCUGAGGAAGGACACAAAAAUUAGAUAUAACACGAAAAGAAGACACUGGAGACGAACAAAAUUGGGACUUUAA
Molecule: messenger RNA, 204 nt
Organism: Plasmodium coatneyi
Lineage: Eukaryota; Apicomplexa; Aconoidasida; Haemosporida; Plasmodiidae
Product: 60S ribosomal protein L39
Exons: 3
Coding region: 1-204 (67 amino acids)
Biological process (GO): translation
Cellular component (GO): ribosome; cytosolic large ribosomal subunit
Molecular function (GO): structural constituent of ribosome
Source: RefSeq, a predicted model, not a curated record